Messenger RNA from Lemur catta (Ring-tailed lemur), 663 nucleotides. RefSeq names its product mediator of RNA polymerase II transcription subunit 6-like. Gene Ontology annotation, biological process: regulation of transcription by RNA polymerase II. The coding region runs from base 175 to 648 and encodes 157 amino acids. Gene Ontology annotation, cellular component: core mediator complex; mediator complex. The record is from RefSeq and is a predicted model, not a curated record. The transcript has a single exon. Lineage: Eukaryota; Metazoa; Chordata; Mammalia; Primates; Lemuridae. Gene Ontology annotation, molecular function: transcription coactivator activity.
UGAAUUGUGGCUUUUGGAAUUAUGGCAGCGGUGGAUAUCUGAGAUAAUCUGCUGGGAAUCUCUUGGGUCGACAGCUCUUGGAUCCCCAUUUUGAACAGUGGUAGUGUCCUGGAUUACUUUUCAGAAAGAAGUAAUCCUUUUUAUGAUAGGACGUGUAAUAAUGAAGUGGUCAAAAUGCAGAGGCUAACAUUAGAACACUUGAAUCAGAUGGUUGGAGUUGAAUACAUCCUUUUACAUGAGCAGGAGCCCAUUCUUUUUAUCAUUCGGAAGCAACAGCGGCAAUCCCCUGCUCAAGUUAUCCCACUAGCUGAUUACUAUAUCAUUGCUGGAGUGAUCUAUGAGGCACCAGACUUGGAAUCAGUUAUAAACUCCAGAGUGCUUACUGCAGUGCAUGGCAUUCAGUCAGCUUUUGAUGAAGCUAUGUCAUAUUGUCAAUAUCAUCCUUCCAAAGGGUAUUGGUGGCACUUCAAAGAUCAUGAAGAGCAAGAUAAAGUUAAACCUAAAGCCAAAAGGAAAGAAGAACCAAGCUCUAUUUUUCAGAGACAACGUGUGGAUGCUUUACUUGUAGACCUCAGACAAAAGUUUCCACCCAGAUUUGUGCAGCAAAAGUCUGGAGAAAAGCCAGUCCCAGAUUGUGGAAUAAACUAAUGAAUAAUGCUGCUA